Magallana angulata is the source of this 1578-nucleotide messenger RNA. RefSeq lists its product as uncharacterized. Gene Ontology annotation, biological process: nuclear-transcribed mRNA poly(A) tail shortening. Gene Ontology annotation, cellular component: CCR4-NOT complex; nucleus; cytoplasm. Gene Ontology annotation, molecular function: poly(A)-specific ribonuclease activity. The coding region runs from base 481 to 1545 and encodes 354 amino acids. The record is from RefSeq and is a predicted model, not a curated record. Lineage: Eukaryota; Metazoa; Mollusca; Bivalvia; Ostreida; Ostreidae. The transcript has 7 exons.
GUCUGUUACGUAACAAAGUCAGACAGGUCACAAAAACAAGCAUACUAAGUUCGAAUGUUGUUGCAUUCUAUUAACUACCGGUAUAUCAUUUCCAACAAGGAAUGGGAAAGAAAACGGUCAAUCAUGGAACAUUAUAAUUCUCCAAGUUGUCGUACACUACAGAGUUUUGAACAUCUACCGUAUAAAGCCUUUAAAAAGAAGGGGGUUAUAUAGUAUUAAAAAAAGUAGGUGGUUGUAUAUAGUACGAUAAUGGAUUAUAGCACUAUAUAUACAAUCCCUUGUGUAAACCUUCCUUGUUGAUAGAUCGAUCAAUCGGAUUAGUUCUGUAAAUGCUAUAAAUAGAUUUAGCCGUGCUGUUGCAUGCAUACAUGUUCAACAGAGCGACUGCCCGGCGUUCCCAAUAACUGAGGUACCUGCAACCAAACUUUGGCCAGCUUUCGCAAACUUCGCUCUGCUGAAGACGCCUCUGAUAAAAUUGCUAUGAGCAAGGAGAAGGCGCCACCAAGCUUUGCAAAAAGGAAAAAAGUGAGCACGUCAGAUAUUGAUGACGUCACACCAGAGCGGACGUUCUCAUUGAUGAGCUACAAUGUUUUGGCUGACUGCCAUAUACAGCCAACGACGUACCCCUAUAGAGACCCCGCCCAUCUACACAUCGAUACUCGCCAUAAAAGUCUGCUAGAAGAACUUCGGUAUUCCAAUUGUGACGUAAUAUGUUUACAGGAAGUAGGACCCGGAUACUAUCAAGAUACACUAAAUCCGGAAAUGCAAAAAUUGGGGUAUGAUGGAGUCUAUUCCAAAAGAACAUUUGACAAGAAUGACGAAGGAUGUGCCACAUUUUACAACACGUCUAAGUUUACUCUUAAGGAUAAUGUUGCUUUCAGACUUGGAGAAAUUGCGUUUAAGCUUUUAUCGGACGACCAAGAGGAAACAAACCACUUCUCUCGUUAUAUCGACCGAUGUGAUGUCGCCUUACUCAGUUUGCUUGAACAUGUGACUUCCGGUAGAACCGUUGUCGUCUGCAACACGCACCUCGUGUGGGAAAGUGCUCACAUUUCGGAUGUGCGCUGUAUUCAGGCAUUUUGUUGCUUGGUAGCCAUACGAGAAUUUCAACGAAAACACACAGGCAGUAACAUAACAAUUCUGUGUGGAGAUUUCAACACAGAACCAUGUGAGGCAGCAUACGAACUCAUUGUGAGCGGUGACAUUGUGGACGAAAACAAGAAGAAAAUUCAAGCAGAAAACCAUAUCAAGAUGGCCACCCUCCAGAAACUUUUAAAUGGAUUGGAAGGCGAUGAUCUAAUUUUCAAGAGUGCAUAUAAGACAAUAUUGGGAGAUGAACCUAGGAUAACCAAUCUGGACGCAGAUUUCUGUUGUUGUUUGGACUACAUAUUUUAUAAGGGUCCACCGGAUAGCUCUCAGAGACACGGUUUCGGCGUCAUUUCAGUUUUGGACUUUCUUUCAGAAGAAGAAAUGAGAUUAAAUUUGCCACCGAGCGAAGUCUUUCCUUCCGACCAUUUGCCAUUAAUAGCUACGUUUUCAAUAUGAAUAAAACAAAUCCAUUUAGUUUGGGUUUUUUUA